Messenger RNA from Durotheca rogersii, 3097 nucleotides. Its product is annotated as protein kinase subdomain-containing protein PKL/CAK/Fmp29. Bases 573 to 2447 code for a protein of 624 amino acids. The record is from RefSeq and is a predicted model, not a curated record. Gene Ontology annotation, cellular component: mitochondrion. NCBI's taxonomy places the organism in Eukaryota, Fungi, Ascomycota, Sordariomycetes, Xylariales, Xylariaceae. The transcript is spliced from 3 exons.
UAUGCCUCUAGGCGAGGUGUGCAUACGCAUCUAGUUAUUUGAUAUCUUCGAGAAGUUGUCUUUCCCUUCUUCCACCUUCACCCAAGUCGAGCCCCCGCUGGCCAUUCCGAAGAGAGACUUACUUACCGCCGACACGGGAAAAGAGGAUGAUGUACGCCGCAGCAGUAUGGGCCGCGUGCCUACCUACCUAUGACCGAUGAUUGUGAAUGCGAAGCACAAGCCACUUUCGGUUACGAAUUUUACGAAUUGCAUAUACCUACGAAAUAGGCAGAGCAAGGGAGGAAAGCCAUUAAAGACAUCAUUACAAACAGGUCGCCGGCUUAAUAUUCGAGAGGAAUUUGUUACAUCGUGUUGUUGUUGUCAGCGAUGGUAUAAAUAGCUCCUUUGCAGCGCCAUAGCCUUCAAGAUUCCGUACCGGAUUCUUAAAGCUUGGAGGGGCAAAGGAGGGGCGCCGAAAACUCUUCAAGCCAAAACUUCUGUCCAUCCACCCCGGGAAAUUUUUUUUAACGGCCCGGGGAUUCAGUCUCACACAGGUCGCCGCCGAUAGAGGCGCACGCAUACGCGAGCCAGAGAUGGCUUGUAUGAAGAAUGCCAAUUUGCUCGGGUUUACUCUGCGGGUAGGCCUCGGCAGGCCGCACGGCUCGGCGCGAGUCCGUCGUCGCAUCUCCGGACCAUGCGCCGUCCGGCCUCCCUCUCUGUCUCCUCCUCCUCUACGCCGAUACUCUACUGAUCCUACUGUCCCUCUUACCACCUCCGCCGCCACCACUACCGCUGCCGUAGGUGACCUCAAUAAUAGCCUAUUCGAAUACACUUCGGGGCGUUGGCUAUACGACGACGUGCUACAACAUGCAAAGCGUAGCCAUAGCUUCCGUGUUGACGAGCUCAAACGCCUCGCCGCCGCGUCCGUCGACCGCAACGUAGACGACAUCGAGCAUUUCGAGAAAAUGGCCGAGGGCAGAUUCUACCGGUGCUUCCUCAUCACCAUGCGCGACGGAUUCCGACUCGUCGCCCGGCUGCCCUAUGACAUCACUGACCCCAAGCGAUACAUAAUAGCUAACGAGGUCGCGACCAUGGGAUACCUGCGCGCUCGCGGCCUGCCUAUUCCCAAAGUCUACGGGUAUUCGCCUACGAUGAAUAACGCUGCCAACACCGAGUACAUCUUCACCGAGUUCGCCGAAGGGGUGAAUCUUAGCCGCGUCUGGCCCGACUUGAACGAGCUAGCUGUCUCUAGGCUCAUCGAGCAGAUCGUCGAGCUCGAGGCGAAAACCAUGUCUAUGCGGUUCCCGGUAGGCGGUGGUCUGUAUUAUACCGAUGACCUGAAGCUCCCCGCUCUGAUCACCCAAUCCGUCCCCUUGUCCGACGAGCAAUUCUGCGUAGGUCCAGACAUGGGCAAGUCAUGGUGGUUCAACCCAAAAGUCAACCACCGGCAUAGAAACAGAACCUUCGCUGAUCCCGAAAUGAUGCUGGUGGCCCCGGGCGCGCAGCAGCUUCGCCGUGCGUGGUCUCACACGCACUCACAUCCGCACCGGCGGAUACGAAGAGAGGCAUACUCUUACCAGAAGCAGUCCCCGAGCGAUCGCGUGGUCUCCCUCGAGCGUUAUGUCACAUGCGCCCCCUCCCUCGCGCCUCGGGCGCCGGCCCAGAGGGCCUUCCAUAUCCGGCAUCCCGACCUGCGGCUCGACGACAUCUUCAUCUCCGACCCGCAGGCUUCCGAGCCUCGGAUAACCGCCGUCAUCGGCUGGCAUCACACGUCUGUCCUGCCCAUGUUCCUCCUCGCCGGGAUCCCCAGCCUCCUCCGCGACUACGGCGACCCCGAGCGGCCCGUCCUCGGGCGACCGCGCCUACCCCCAAACUUCGACCUACUAAACCCAGUGCAGCAGAGGAUAGAGAGGGAGGCGCUCCCCCGCCUGCAGAUCCAGCACCACUACGUCUCAGCCACGAAGAAGCACGUCAGGCCGCACUUCGACGCGCUGGCGGACCCGGUGGGGGCGCUGCGCCGGCGGCUCUUCUACCGGGCCGCGGCGCCGUGGGACGGCGAGUCGGCGCCGCUCACGUUCGACCUGAUGCGGGCGGCGAAGUACUGGAAGGCGCUGACGGGCGAGGACGCGGCGGACUGCCCGAUCGUGUUCGACAAGGAGGAGGUCGCGGCGGCGACGCAGCUGAACGCGCGGCUGAGGGCCGCCGACGAGACGAUGGCCACCUACCAGAAGCUGCUCGGCUGCGGGCCCGACGGCUGGGUCCCGAACGACCGGUACGACGCCGCCAAGGCCCGCGCCGCCCAGCUCAAGGCCGAGGCCCUGGCCGCCGCCGACACCGUCUGGGAGAGGGCCGAGAUCGACGCCCACUGGCCCUUCGACGACACCGAGCAGUUCGUCAGCCUCAACGACGCGGCCCCCGCGUCCCCGCAGCCGGAUCCUCCCGCUGCUCCGGAUGCUGCGGUGCCGUAGCGCAGGAUCGGAAUGCGCACAGCUUUUCGCAGCUGCGCUCGGUGGGGGGGGGAGACAAACAGGUCGCACGCCACGCCGCAGGCCCCAGGACUUGCAGCAGAUUCGCUGAACUAGCAAUGGGAGACCCCCUCCGAGGGAUGGGAAUUGCUAACUACCUCGCUAACGAAAGGCGUCGGGACGCGAGAGGGCCGGAAUACUACGUUCGGGCUGUACAGGAACCGGCGAUCUGUCGGCUUUUUUUAUCUUAAGUAGGGGGGGAGGGUAAGCGGGCACCAACGGCGAUGACCAUCCGUCCCGCUACGGCUAGUAAUAGCCCGCACGUCUAACGCGCCCGGGAGAGGCUUACGUCGGUGUGUGUAGAUAUGUAAAGAUGGUGCGCCACGCACACAUAACAUAAACAAAUAAAAACUACGCAAUCUACUCAUACAAAUCUUUCUUUCACUCGCGCCACCCGCCCCGAAAUAUAUGAUAGGUAGGUAUUACCACGCAAGAGGGAGGGCGGGGGGAACAACGCGCGAAGCAACCAGCCGACAACCCCUGCUGGGGACGCCUGCGCUGCGACGUGGUAGCUCAGCGUCGCCUAUCUAUCUCUACCCGGCUUGUACUUGGGCGAGAUCUCCGGCGAGCGGAGCGCUACGUGUAUUUUAAUA